Messenger RNA from Biomphalaria glabrata, 3514 nucleotides. Its product is annotated as V-type proton ATPase subunit C 1-A-like. Gene Ontology annotation, cellular component: lysosomal membrane; vacuolar proton-transporting V-type ATPase, V1 domain. The record is from RefSeq and is a predicted model, not a curated record. Bases 191 to 1369 code for a protein of 392 amino acids. Gene Ontology annotation, molecular function: proton-transporting ATPase activity, rotational mechanism. Gene Ontology annotation, biological process: proton transmembrane transport. The transcript is spliced from 13 exons. Lineage: Eukaryota; Metazoa; Mollusca; Gastropoda; Planorbidae.
UCUGUUUCCGGUAUCACGUGAAAAGUCCCGUACAAAACAAGUGUAUGACAAUCUUUGUAAUUACGAACCCAUUUUAUUCUUUUGUCAUGAAAUAUUGUAUAUAAAACAUUGUCUAGAUAGGAGCAAUUAAAGGGAGAUUGAAGCUACAGAUUUUUGAAAUAAUCUGUUGCGAGCAAUAUCACGAAUUAAAAUGUCUGGUUUAAUGAAUGAAUACUGGCUAAUAUCAGCUCCUGGGGACAAAACUCCUCAAAAUACAUUUGAGAGACUAAACCAAGCGACAAAGUCUGGAAGUGAUAGACUUUCUGAAAACUUUAAAUUCAAUAUCCCAGAUCUUAAGGUUGGCACACUUGAUGUCCUGGUGGGUCUGUCAGAUGAUCUUAAUAAAACUGAUCUUUACACAGAGAGUAUUGUAAGGAAGACUGCAUCAACGCUGGAGGAUGUUUUGGAAUCGUCAGAUAAAGGAAGCUUUUCAGAGAACUUGCGCAUCGGAGGGGACACCCCACCACAAAUUUACAUGCAGAAGUUCAGCUGGGACUUGGCCAAGUAUCCUGUUAAACAGCCUCUUAGAGCUAUUGCUGAUGUUAUCUCCAAGGAUGUGUCACACAUAGAAGAGGAAUUGAAAACCCGAUACAACAAAUAUAACAAUCUUAAAGGCAAUCUACAGCAGCUGGAGCGCAAGGCAACUGGCAGUUUGUUGACUCGAAGUGUGGCUGAGCUGGUGAAAAAGGAAGAUUUUAUUCUUGAUUCUGAAUACCUUAUAACUUUAGUUGUGGUGAUUCCAAAGACCACGACCGAAGAAUGGAUGAAAAAAUACGAACGACUAACAGACAAAGUAGUGCCCAGGUCUUCCAGGGUUUUGUUUGAAGAUGCUGAACAUCAGUUGGUCUCUGUGACUGUAUUUCGACUAGUUCAAGAUGAGUUCAAAAACAAAUGCCGUGAAAAUAAGUUCAUGGUUAGAGAGUUCCAGUACAAUGAGGAAGAAAUUCAGGCCGGCAAAACAGAGCUCGAGAAACUGAACUCUGACAAGAAGAAGAAAUUUGGUCCUCUUGUGAAAUGGCUGAAAAUUAACUUCAGUGAAGCAUUUGUGGCCUGGAUGCAUAUCAAAGCCCUACGUGUGUUUGUGGAGUCUGUAUUGAGAUACGGUUUACCUGUGAACUUUCAAGCUAUGCUUAUUCGACCAAUAAAAAAGAACCACAAGCGUUUGAGGGAGAUUUUGAAUCAACUUUAUGGCCAUUUGGACUCUACAGCUCUCUCUGGUGAAAAGAUGAGAGACAUGGAGAUCCCAGGCCUGAACCUGACAGCUUCCGACUACUACCCCUAUGUUUUUUACAAGAUCACGCUGGAUAUGUUGGACUCACAGAAGAUAUAGAACUGCAGUUUCAUGUGUAGAAUUUUUUUCUAUAUUUCCAUGCAUCUCAUUUUUCUUCAAUUAGGACAUUUCUCAGAGAGCUAGCUUGAGCCAAAAAUAAUCAAAAUAUGUCCCCGGAUUUUUUUUUUUUCACAAAGAAAACCAUGUACUCUUAAUUGGAUUAUUUUAUUAAGCUAAAUCUUCUUUGUCGGGUCUAUUUCCAAUUCUGAACUUAAGAUGAUUGUUUUUGGUGAAUUUUUGUUGCGCAGAAAAAAAAAGAAUGAAAAAUUUGACUGUAGUUUAACCAGAUUUUUUUUUUAAAGUCACUUUUGAAUAUAAUUUGUAUAGGUCAGUGAUAUCCUCAUUUUAAAAAAUGAAAUUUAGCUCAUUGCGUGUUACAUUGGGGAAGUACAAUCAUGCAAUCAUAUGAUUGAUGCGUAUGCAGCGACCAAACUUUGCUUGGAUCAUUCCAAAACACAAGGACAUAAACAUUUUUGUGAUACUUUGUACACAACACAUUGUAAAAUAAAUAAACUUUUUUGUAUCUUUCACUUUUCAUUGUAACCUAGAGCUCAGUGUAAAACUGUUACGUCCUCAUGGACUGUAUGUGGAUGUGUGAUAUAAUCAGGUCGUAUAUACAUAAUAACAUUUGGUAUAACCAUGAUGUGAUAUCAAUUCUAGUUUUUAUAUUUAUUGUCUUAAGACUCCAGUUCAAAUAGAUUUAGCCGAGAUGUCAGCUACGGAAGAUUACAGAGAGCUUUUUUUUGUUUCUUUUUAUAUUUUAUAAUUGUACUUGUAAAGUUAAUUGCGUACGAACUAAACAUGCACUUGUAAAAAAAAAAAACCCAGUGUUUUCCCAAACUAUUGAGAGUGAGAGCACAAAAUGUAAUCUUUGCAUCGAUAUGCAUUUUGAUUGAGAUGUAUUUAUUAUGUAUUUUCUGGUAUAGGGUUUAAAUUGAGGCACCUGUUUGAUGUUCAGUUCAAAAUGGACUUAACCAAAUAGGAUGCAGUUGUUCCCUCUUUUUAUUUAAUUUAAAAAUAUUUGCGUUAAAAGUUUUUUUCAACCAAUCCAUGCAUGUCUGAUGAUUAUAGUCAUCAUUCUGGACAUAUUUUUAAUUAAACAUUUAUUUUUUGAGAUGUUAAUAUAUAAAUGCGUCUUGCUCCAUCUCUGUGUUGUGUAUUUUAAGUGAAUUAGCUCAAGUGAUGUACAUGUUUGAGUCAUGCUGAGAGUUUAAAGCUGUGUGUGUGAGUGUGUAUGCUUUGUACGGGACAGACUGAAGCUUAGCAUCGAAACACUCAGACUGCCACAAUAAGUAGUUACAUGGCAAGGCAUUGGAGAUUUUCAUGAGAAACUAAGCACUGUCGAGGAGACUAAUUUAAACUUCAAUUUCGCUACAUAUAGAAGAGUUUAAAUAAUACAACUCAAGCAUAAUUUAUCAACAUUUAUAGUAUAUCAACAUUUAUAAUUUAUCAACAUUUCUUUUGCUCUGACUGGGUAAACCAACAAAAGGCUUGCUAUUUAUGAGUUUGCUCCCAUGUAAGAAAAUGAUGCCUAUAGCCAGAUUGUCAAAACUGCUCCUUAGAAGUAAUUUUAAAGAUAAAUCUUGUUUUAUGAAUAUACAACUUUAUGGAAAUGUUGGUUCAUCUUUUUGAUUCUGUGUUGGCAAACAUGUUUGAGCUGUAUAAAUAUAAUUUGAAAAAAAAAAAAAAAAAAGGAAAAUUAAUUUACAUAAUAAUAAGGUAUUGUAUUCGAUACCAAAGAUUAAUUAAGGAUGAGUGCAGUAUCUCGUGACCAUGCAGCCCAGCUGAUGUGGCCUGCAUAUUUUGUCACCUCUGAUGCAGACAAAGCAGUUGUCCCACAGGGGUCUUUUUAAUGUUUGGCUGUUAAAGCAUUAGUGUCAAUAUGUUUACAAAAGUUUAUUUUUUUUAGUUUUAUUGAAGAAAUGAAUUGAUAGUGUAUCAAUGGGGGCCCUAAUGUUCAUUUUUGAUGCUAUGUUUCAGUAGAUUGGUCGGGCUGUCAUUGUUUUCCCAAUGUUGAAUGUAAAUAUGAUUCUCUUUCUGUCAUUCUGAAUGUCACUCAUAGAUGAGUUUAGUAUUGAGUAUGUAGCUUCAUGUGUAAUGAUGUAGACACAUCAAGUAGCUUAAUAAAGGGUAACAUAAACAAAA